Messenger RNA from Tetranychus urticae (two-spotted spider mite), 4232 nucleotides. RefSeq lists its product as uncharacterized. NCBI's taxonomy places the organism in Eukaryota, Metazoa, Arthropoda, Arachnida, Trombidiformes, Tetranychidae. Gene Ontology annotation, biological process: regulation of transcription by RNA polymerase II. The record is from RefSeq and is a predicted model, not a curated record. Gene Ontology annotation, cellular component: nucleus. Gene Ontology annotation, molecular function: DNA-binding transcription activator activity, RNA polymerase II-specific; RNA polymerase II cis-regulatory region sequence-specific DNA binding.
AUUAUAUUAUAUUUUAUACACUUUCAUGUUCAAUCUUAGACUCUUUACCUUUGCAGCUCCAUCUAUGACGAUUAACUUGUUCCCAGAGUUUUGCCGCUUUUCAUUGAGACUUCCGAGGCCACUAUCUCCCUCUCCUCCUCCUCAUCAUCAUCAUCUCCUUCAUCUCUUUCUUUCUCUCUCUUCACUCUCAUCCAUCGUUUGUAUCUCUCUUGUUUAUACCUUGUUCUUGUUGUGGUCAACUAAUAUGCUCUUUCAUGUCAACAAUUUUACAACCAAUUUUGCCAUUUCAUUUCCAAUGUAUUUUUUUCCACUUCAUCGUAACCAUGAACAUUAUUGAACUAUCAUUUAACCAUCUAAUCAUUUGCCAUUCAUUUUCAUCAUUAAAAGUCACCAGCAAAAGUCAACGUUAAUUUAUUUCAAUUUGAUCUCAACUCUGUUUUUUUACACUUUUUUGUUUUCCUUUGCUUUCCAUCUUUGCUUUCUCAAUUGCAUCAAUUAAUUAUUCAACCAUAAUUGUUUAAUUGGUUAACUAAGUGAAAAUCAAAUUGCAUUUUGCAGCAUUGUGAUCUGAAGUCGUGUCAUUUACUUUAUCAUUUGCACAUGAAAAUGGAUUCCCUUUGAUUUACUUGACUAUGUGUUGUAACGCUCUUGUGCAUCAUAACUGUUGAGGAUUGUCUGUGCCUUUUGUUUUCAACAUUUGAACAUUUGUUUUCUUGGAGUUUACCUGUUAAGUGGGUUCAAUGGAUACUCACAGUAUUGGAGCGACUGGACUGCUUAGUCCAGUUUCCUUGGUUGAUUCAUCAAUGUGUCUUAAUCAUCACACAUUAACACCUUUAAUAUGUUCAUCUGAUCUAGAUAAAUCACCACCUUCAAGUCAACAACAACAGUGUAACAGUAAUAGCAGCAAUGUUUCUAGUAACUCUAAUGGUACCAAUCAAAAUAAUAAUAGUAACAAUAAUUCAACGGUUCAAGUUAAUAACAGUAGUAAUAGCAAUAGUAAUAAUAAUAACAAUGGUAAUAAUUCCGGCGCUAGUCCAAUUGGUGGAUCAACACCAACCGGAGCAGCUCGAACAAGUGGCUCAACUGGAUCAGAUGGGCAGCUUAAUGGUUCAGCCACUGACUUAACCUUAAUGAUACCAAAUUCAAUUCACGGUCCACCAAGUCCGUUGCCUUCACCAAUGGAUGAAAGGUCUCGUCUAAGGCGAUCAUGGGAACAUCAAUUGGCUAGAGAAUCAAUGAGAUCAUUUAUUCGUGAAAGGAAAGAGAUGAAAGUUGUUAUCUUACAUGCCAAAGUUGCCCAAAAGUCUUAUGGUAAUGAGAAGCGAUUCUUUUGUCCACCUCCUUGUAUUUACCUUUACGGUGAUGGCUGGUCACAUCGACAACAGCAAAUGAUUAGAGCUGGUCAAUCGGAAUCAUCAACACAAAUCUGUGCCUUCAUUGGAAUCGGUAAUUCGGAUCAAGAAAUGCAACAAUUGGAUUUCAAUGGAAAGAACUUUUGUGCUGCUAAAACAUUGUACAUAAGCGAUUCAGAUAAACGGAAGCAUUUCAUGUUAUCAGUGAAAAUGUUUUAUGCCAAUGCUGAUGAUAUUGGCGUUUUUUAUUCACAACGGAUUAAAGUCAUAUCAAAACCAUCAAAGAAGAAGCAAUCGUUAAAGAAUGCAGAUUUGUGCAUAAGCUCAGGAAGUAAAGUAGCUUUGUUUAAUCGACUUCGAUCUCAAACAGUCUCAACUCGUUACCUUCACGUUGAAAAUAACAAUUUUCAUGCAAGUUCAUCUCAAUGGGGAGCUUUUACUAUACAUUUAGUUGAUGAAAAUGAACCAGAUACCAAAGAAUCGUACAGAAAUGGAUAUAUUCAUUAUGGUUCCACUGUUAAACUUGUUUGCUCUGUUACUGGAAUGUCUUUGCCCAGAUUGGUGAUACGAAAAGUAGACAAACAGAAUGCCCUUUUGGAUGCAGAUGAUCCAGUUUCGCAGUUGCAUAAAUGUGCCUUUUACAUGAAAGAUACCGAAAGAAUGUAUCUUUGUCUAUCUCAAGAACGAAUCAUUCAAUUUCAAGCCACACCAUGUCCAAAAGAGCCCAAUAAAGAAGUAAUUACUGAUGGAGCUUCAUGGACAAUAAUAAGUACUGAUAAGGCUGAAUAUACCUUUACUCAAGGAAUGGGAUUAUAUGGUGGAGCUCCAGUUACUCCGGUUCCUAUCGUAUCUGGUCUUAGUCUCAAUGGUGGUGGUGAAGUUGCCAUGUUAGAGUUAACUGGUGAAAAUUUUACCGAAAAUUUGAAAGUUUGGUUCGCUGAUGUUGAAACUGAAACCUUCUUUCGCUGUCAAGAGUCAUUAUUGUGUGUGGUUCCACACGUUUCUGAAUUUCGAGAAGGUUGGGAAUGGGUUCGCUAUGCAAUUACAAUUGAUGUUAACCUUGUUCGCGACGAUGGGGUUAUCUAUCCAACAGGUUUUACUUUUACUUAUACUCCUGAACCAGGACCCAGACCCCAUCAACCACAUGUUAAUCAUCAUGUUGCCCACCACCAUGGACACCAACCUCGCCCUACUCACCAUCAUUCUGAAAUUGACCCAUUAUUAUCACCCUAUCAACAUGUUAAUGGCUUAUCAACAUAUCCACAUGAUUAUCCAUCACAUCAUCUGCCACCUCCCCCACUUCCUUUAGAUCAUACACAUAUUCAUCAACAUCAUCUUCAUCCCCAACAACAGCAGCAGCAGCAGCAGCAGCAACAGCAACAACAGCAACAUCAUCAACACCAGCAUCAACAUCAACAUCAACAUGAACAACAGUCGCAACAACAACAUUCCCAUGGUCAUCCUAACUCUCUUCAUCCCUCUCAUCAAACACAUCAUCCACAUCAACAACCUCAACCAACAGGAACACCUCCAUCUUCAUUGAUUCAAAAUCAACCUUUACCUGAAAAUACUCUUAAUGGACAUGUUCAUUCAAUGGAACACCAACAUCAUCAUAAUCAACAUCAAUCACCAGGUCAACAUCACAAUAAUCAUCAAAAUCAACACCAACAUCAACAUCAACACCCGCAACAACAACAUUCACCAUCUUCAGAUAACCCACAAGUCCAGGAGCAACAGCAAGGGAAUCACAUUUCACCCCAACAAAGUCAAACCAAUCAAGUUAAUCAUCAACCUCCACAACAACAACAUCAUCAUUUCCAACAAUUGAAUCAUUCACUAGGCUCUCCUCCACCGCCAACCCUGUUAACCCAUCACCAUCACCUUGCACCUCCUCAUCCAGCAAACCAUUUACAUGGUAACAAUCAUUUAACCCAUCCUCAUAUGUCAAUGGUGUCUCGAUUAGGAUCUGGUGAUAAUUUACGUUCACCGAGUUUACAUCAUCUUCAAAGAUCAACUUAUCGAUCUCAUCCCUAUUAUGUACCUGGUCAUGGCCCUCCUUCAACCCAUCACUCUCAACCUCAUUUACAAGCUCUUUAAUGUUUAUCAAAAACUAAUUUUCAACUAUUAUCAAGCAUUUAAUUUAAAUCGGUUAAAAAAUAACUAAUACUGUCUAUUGUAAUGAUAAAGUUAUGAAUGAAGAGAAAGAUUUGUACAAUUAUCGUAGAGUUUUACUUUUUAAGACACAAAAAAUACUCAAGUAACUCUUUAAAGAAUAAUAAUUGAUGUUCAGUUAAAUAUUAUCAUGAAAAGUUUUAAUGUGAAGCAGGAAAAAUCAAAAUUUUGAUUGUCAACCUUAAUUUCAAAGUUAUCUGUGCAAAAUUUUAAUUUAACAAAUGGCUUUCAAUCUUAAAUGUCCAAUCAGCGAUAUCUUAUAUAUUAAUUUACUUUAUUACUGUCCUAAUAUUCAAUUCAAUGAUAUUAUUAAAGUAAAAUCAAUCCAUUUUGCUGGUGAAGUGCAAUCAAAAUUAAAAUGAAAAACAUUUUUCCUUGUUUCUAUUGUAAUAUAAUGUGAAUAUUUAUUAUUUUUUUGUAAAAAAACACAAAAAUACUUCAUCUGUUAAUUCAAAUGGAUCAUUCACACACAGUGAUUUCAAUCAUUUCCAAUAUGGUUUGGCAUAUUUGAAGGAAAGAAUAGUUGCUUCUUAAUUUUAAUCAAAUAUAUAAAGCUAUUCAAAUGACCAUUCAAACUUCAAACAAAUAUCAUUUCUUUCCUCACUUCAUUGUCCAUUUUAAUGAUCUAGCAUUUUGAGCUUUUAUGUAAGUCAUUGGGUUUAUAUAACAAAUUUAUCUUAUAUCGGGUAAUUGUAAAACACAAUCUUU